UCGUCGGUGCCGGCGCCGCGCCUGCCGCUCCUGUCGAGUCGGUGGACGCCGCCUCACCGCCGGACCCGACGCCCGCGCAACCGCCGCCCGCUCCGGCCUCGGGUGCGUCGCACCAUGACGACUCUCGGCGACGUCCAGCGGCCUCUGCUGCUCCUGCUGCUGCUCGUAGUAGGCCUUACACAUGGUGCCUCAGAGGUGUUUGUGGUGAAAGACAGCAAUGGGACAGCUUGUAUAAUGGCCAACUUCUCUGCUACCUUCUGGACAAGCUACAAGACUGGGCAUGGUUCUCAGAAUGCAAGCUUUUCUCUGCCAUCCUCUGCAGAAGUACUGAUUAGCAACAGCUCUUGUGGAGAAAAUCCUUCUGAAUCCAUCCUCACGAUUGGUUUUAGAAAAGGAUAUUCCCUGACUUUCGCCUUUGCAAGAAAUGUAACACGUUACCAGGUCAAGGCUAUGAAGUUUACUUACAACUUGUCAGACACAGAAAUUUUCCCCAAUGCAAGUUCCAAGGAUAUCAAGGUGGAGGAGUCUGUAAGUGACAUCGAGGCAGAUAUAGACAAAAAGUACCGAUGCGUCAGUGCUAUGCAGAUCCAAAUGCAAGAUGUGAUCAUCACAUUCCAUGAUACCACCAUCCAGGCCUAUUUGUCGAAUAGCACCUUCAGCAAGGAAGAGACUCGCUGCAAGCAGGAUGAACCUUCCCCAACCACUGCACCACCCAGCCCCUUACCACCACUUGUGCCCACAAAUCCCUCAGUGUUCAGGUAUAACAUGACUGGUGACAAUGGAACCUGCCUGCUGGCCAGUAUGGCACUGCAGCUGAACAUCUCCUACUUGCACAAGGACAACACGACUGUGACCAGAGUGCUCAACAUCAACCCAAAUGAGACUUUGUUUGAUGGAAGCUGCAGUGCCCAGUUGGUAACCCUGAGCCUGAGGAACCAGAACCAGAAGGGCAAUGUCCUGGUGUUGCAGUUUGGGAUGAAUGCAAGUUCUAGUGUAUACUUCCUACAAGGAAUCCAGUUGAAUAUGACUCUUCCUGAUGCUAGAGAUCCCACGUUCAGAGCUGUCAACAGCUCACUGAGAGCCCUGCAGACCACCAUUGGGAACUCGUACAAAUGCAGCACUGAGGAGCACAUCCCUGUUACCAAGGAGUUCUCCCUCAAUGUCUUCAGCAUUUGGGUCCAGGCUUUCAAAGUUGAAGGCGACAGGUUUGGGUCUGUGGAAGAGUGUGUGCAGGAUGGAAACAACAUGCUGAUCCCCAUUGCUGUGGGUGGCGCCCUGGCAGGGCUGGUCCUCAUUGUCCUCAUCGCCUACCUCAUCGGCAGGAAGAGGAGUCACGCUGGCUACCAGACCAUUUAGCCUGGUGGGCGUGCGCACCACAGACACACAGGGGCCUGUCCUCAUGUCCCCGAGCUUAGAUAGGUGUGGAGGGGAGGCACACUUUCUGGCAAGCUGUUUUCAAAUCUGCUUUAUCAAAUGUGAAGUUCAUCUUGCACCACUUACUAUGCACAGAGGAGUAACUACCAAAAUGAUGGUGUUAAUUUUGCUAACUGGUUAAAUGUUAAUAUUACCAAAGUAGAGCUCUAAGGGGAGGGCAGGAGUGCAUUUCUGAAUUGGCAUGAGCUCCACUCAUUCAACGUUUUAAGAUUUGGUGUUUGGUUUCUUCAUUCUUUACUCAGAUUUAAGCCUUACAAAAGGGAAUCUCUGACCCGAACACUUGGGACUGAUGAAGGGCGGCUGAUCAGUAGGUUACAUACUUAGGAGAAGGAAACAGGAGAGCAGGGUGUUCCCACAUGAGUACACAGUGGGAAGCCUCUGGAUACUCAUGUUGGGCUGCCUGCUUGGGGUCUUGCCCACUGCCCAGCUGGGGCGUGACCACAUGAUGCUCUGCUGCCCAAGAGCUGGCACUUUUCUAAAUAAAAAAGGCAUUAUUUUUAUUUACUUUUUGUAAAGUGAUUUCCAAUCUUCUGUUGGCAUUCAGGGUGGCCCUGUUUCUGCACUGUGUACAAUAAGAGAUUCACUCUGCUGGCCUGUCCUCUGCAGCUUGGGUGGGUUGUACACUGAGGAUCAGCUCAUGUAAUGCAUUGCCUGUAACAAUGCUAAUAAAAAGUCUCCUUCUU
This is a messenger RNA of Jaculus jaculus (lesser Egyptian jerboa), 2117 nucleotides long. It is a transcript of the gene Lamp1, whose product is annotated as lysosomal associated membrane protein 1. Bases 115 to 1356 code for a protein of 413 amino acids. The record is from RefSeq and is a predicted model, not a curated record. The transcript has 9 exons. Gene Ontology annotation, cellular component: membrane. NCBI's taxonomy places the organism in Eukaryota, Metazoa, Chordata, Mammalia, Rodentia, Dipodidae.